AUGCGCUUCUUCACCAGCAGCACCCUUGCUCUCGCAGCCCUAGCCACCGCUCAGGCGGACAUCAAUGUCACCGGUGAAACAGCGGCUGUCGGCACGAACGACAACAGCAUGCCCUUUGCGGCUAGGAAUUGUAAACCAACUUACACAUAUUGUGGGUGGUAUUUGAAGAAUACCCUCGGCUGGGCCGGCGUUGGAAAACCUAAUGGCCUUUACGUUUGUACCAGCGGCACUGAGGCAACUCUUCUGGCGUCUUGUAACAAGUGUUCUGGGCCCACGGCUCAUUGUGCUUAG
Molecule: messenger RNA, 291 nt
Organism: Aspergillus affinis
Lineage: Eukaryota; Fungi; Ascomycota; Eurotiomycetes; Eurotiales; Aspergillaceae
Exons: 2
Coding region: 1-291 (96 amino acids)
Source: RefSeq, a predicted model, not a curated record